This is a messenger RNA of Cavenderia fasciculata, 729 nucleotides long. RefSeq lists its product as uncharacterized. The transcript has a single exon. Gene Ontology annotation, molecular function: acyltransferase activity, transferring groups other than amino-acyl groups. The record is from RefSeq and is a predicted model, not a curated record. NCBI's taxonomy places the organism in Eukaryota, Evosea, Eumycetozoa, Acytosteliales, Cavenderiaceae. The coding region runs from base 1 to 729 and encodes 242 amino acids.
AUGGUUGUCAAUACUACUAUUGUUAAUCAUUCAUUCGAAUACACCUAUUAUUCAUAUAAUUGUAAAGUUACUAUUACUACUACCAGCAAAGAUGAUAAAUCAUUUGUAACAGGGUAUACAAUUGAAACACCAAGAUUGAUCAUUAGAAACAUUCAAAAUGAUCUAAAUGACAGAUCACUUCACAAUGCUCUAUUCAAGGACAGUGAAUCAAUUAAAAUGUUUGGUACUGGAUAUUUCAGUCAAGAACAAAUAGAUAAUAUGUUGGAUCUUUGGUACAAGAGAUUGGAUUCUGGUAUUCCUUAUUUAGGUUUAAUGGUUUUUGAAAAAUGUGACCAAGAAACAACAACAAAUCUGGACAGCGACUAUAAUAAAUAUGUUGGACAUACUGGAAUACCAUUAAAAGUUGAUACAUCGGCAUCGGAUGGUGAAUCAAUUUUAACAUUACCAAUGGCUCAACUAGAAUAUACAAUCUUGUUGAAUAAAAAGUUUUGGGGCAAGGGUUAUGGAUCAGAGAUAUUCGUUGCAGUGGUUCAUUGUUUGGGUCGUGCAUUCAUAUCAAUGGGAUUAGAUAUAAAGACAUCAAUCUAUGCAUCUGCAAGAGUUGAUAAUCCAGCAAGCUACAAGAUCUUGGAAAAGUUUGGAAUGAAAUUAUUUGGCACUAAACAUUUACAUGGAUUUACACGUAAUCAAUAUUUAUUAGAAUUGUCAAAUGAUGAUAGAAUAGAAUAG